GCUCCGGCCCAUCUCGGGGGGCGGGCGGGGGAGGCGAGGCGGGCGAGCAGGGCACGGGGCACGAUGUCCGACGCGGGCGGCGGGAAGAAGCCGCCUGUGGAGCCGCAGGCAGGACCGGGUCCGGGGCGCUCAGCUGGGGAUCGGGGCCUGCCAGGGUCCUUCCCUCUGGUCCUGAAGAAGCUGAUGGAGAACCCCCCGCGCGAGGCGCGCCUGGAUAAGGAAAAGGGGAAGGAAAAGCUGGAAGAGGACGAGGCGGCUGCAGCCAGCACCAUGGCUGUCUCGGCCUCCCUCAUGCCACCCAUCUGGGACAAGACUAUCCCCUACGAUGGCGAGUCUUUCCACCUGGAGUACAUGGACCUGGACGAGUUCCUGCUGGAGAAUGGCAUCCCCGCCAGCCCCACCCACCUGGCCCAGAACCUGCUGCUGCCUGUGGCUGAGCUAGAGGGGAAGGAGUCCGCCAGCUCUUCCACGGCCUCCCCGCCAUCCUCCUCCACUGCCGUCUUUCAGUCCUCUGAAACCGUAUCCAGCACAGAAUCUUCCCUGGAAAAGGAGAGGGAGACUCCCAGUCCCAUCGACCCCAACUGUGUGGAGGUCGAUGUGAACUUCAACCCAGACCCUGCCGACCUGGUCCUCUCCAGCGUGCCUGGCGGGGAGCUCUUCAACCCUCGGAAGCACAAGUUUGCCGAGGAGGAUCUGAAGCCCCAGCCCAUGAUCAAAAAGGCCAAGAAGGUCUUUGUCCCCGAUGAGCAGAAGGACGAGAAGUACUGGACGAGGCGCAAGAAGAACAACGUGGCGGCGAAGCGGUCUCGGGAUGCCCGGCGCCUGAAGGAGAACCAGAUCACCAUCCGGGCGGCCUUCCUGGAGAAGGAGAACACAGCCCUGCGGACGGAGGUGGCCGAGCUACGCAAGGAGGCAGGGGUGUCUGGUUCCUUCCCAAAGUGCUUAAUUGGAAAGAGUGUUGCUACUGGCCUCUUGGGCGCGGCCCUUGGAGUCAGGACCUUGGCAGCGACCGGAAGGAGAAGUCUGGAGGUUGGCAUUUUUGGGGAGAGAUGCUCAGGUGAGCUUGCUUCCUCCCUGGCUUUACGCACUGAGGCCUUGCAGAGAGGAUUGGUGCCUGCCUGUGUGCCUGUCUGCGGGGGCCCCGGGGCCUCUCCCUCUGGGCCUUCUGCAGCCAGAGCUGGAGCAGCUGAUUUCGGUUUGGUGUUCCGUGGGUUCACUUUGGGCUGGGCAGUCUGCCUCAUCACAGCCACGGAGUAGACAAAUCAUGAAUAAGCUAGAAUACUGCAAAAAAAAAAAAAAAAGUACUCAUGAGAAACGUCUAGAUAGACAAAUACAUAUCUAGAGAUGCAGCAGCCUUGCGGAGGGCCCGGAUGUCCGGACCUUGGCAGAGGAUGAGCUUUGCCCAACUAGUUCCUGCUUGGGGGAAGGCACCGGGCGGCGCCCCCUGCCCAGAGCCAGGCUGACCUCCAGCCGGCAGGGCGGUCCUUUGUGCCGGCCAGCUCUGCACACGGCACUCGGAAGGGCCCAGGAGCGCCUGUUGUUAGCGUGGCAAAGCUCCUUUAACAUCUGUUAAUUAAGUGCAAUAAUUUUUUUCUAGAAAAUGGCAAAGAUGACUUCCAGGUAGAGAGUGCUAUCUUUUGCUGUUGGGGGGAUGCCAGAACACUACUUGGGUUUAUUUUUCUAAGUGCAUGUGGUGAGACGGAGCGCGGGCUCUGCCCUCCCCGGAAGCCAGCGCUCCAGCAGCCCCCGUCUCCCUUGCUUUCGCUGGGGGAAGGCGGCCAGGGAAAGCCCUUUCUUCCUGCAUGGAGUGGGUAGGGGCAGACCACAGCCCAUUGGCCUUACGUGAGCGUGUGCGUGCGAGUGGGUCACUGCUGGUGGCCAGAGUGACGCGGGGAGGGAAGCGGGAAUGUAUGUAUCCUUUUCAAAAGAAAAUUAAAUAUUUUGAGAAAAA
Dipodomys spectabilis (banner-tailed kangaroo rat) is the source of this 1951-nucleotide messenger RNA. It is a transcript of the gene Tef, whose product is annotated as TEF transcription factor, PAR bZIP family member. Lineage: Eukaryota; Metazoa; Chordata; Mammalia; Rodentia; Heteromyidae. Gene Ontology annotation, molecular function: DNA-binding transcription factor activity, RNA polymerase II-specific; RNA polymerase II cis-regulatory region sequence-specific DNA binding. Gene Ontology annotation, biological process: regulation of transcription by RNA polymerase II. The transcript is spliced from 5 exons. Gene Ontology annotation, cellular component: nucleus. The coding region runs from base 64 to 1257 and encodes 397 amino acids. The record is from RefSeq and is a predicted model, not a curated record.